Labrus bergylta (ballan wrasse) is the source of this 2000-nucleotide messenger RNA. Lineage: Eukaryota; Metazoa; Chordata; Actinopteri; Labriformes; Labridae. The record is from RefSeq and is a predicted model, not a curated record.
UGUCUUUGUUCCGCAGGCUGACGGGCGUUUGGUGACAGGAGUGUGAUCCAGAAAGAGUCGGCCUCUGGUUGAUUCAUGAGAACAAUGAUUAACCUGAAGCGGCACACACACACACACACACACACACACACGGGGGUCAAAGAGCUUGUACAGAGCAGAGAUUGAGUCAGUGUGUCGGCUGUGUGUGAAGACGAAGAUCAUCUGAAGGCCGGCGGUCUCCUGAUCUCUCAGCGAUGGAGCAGUUUGAAGGCUUAACUCCGACAGAAACCCUCCAGCGAGUUUCUGCGUCUCUGGGCUGCAGCGUCACGUCUGCAGAAGUGGCCGCGUUCCUCGACAAACACGACGACCUGAGACAUCUGCGGGAGCGUUUCCACGUUCCUAAAAUAGCCGACUUACCUCCCUCGGCAGCCGAUGUGAAGCAGGUCCACGGCGCUGAAGAGUGCAUGUACUUAGUGGGAAACUCGUUGGGUCUUCAGCCCAAAAGGGCGAGGACAUACCUGGAGGAGGAGCUGGACAUGUGGGCCAAGGCGGGAGUGCACGGGCACACAGUGGGGUCCAGGCCGUGGGCGUGGGCUGAAAACAAGAUCGAGGACAUGAUGGCUGAAGUCGUCGGAGCUGAACCUGAGGAAGUGGCUCUGAUGAACGGCCUGACGGUGAAUUUACACCUUCUUCUGCUUUCCUUCUACAAACCGACUGCAGCGCGCCACAAAAUCCUCCUGGAGGACAAAGCCUUUCCUUCAGACCAUUACGCCGUCGAGUCUCAGAUCAGACUGCGAGGAUUCGACCCUCAGGAGAGCAUGCUGCUGCUGUCAGCCCGACCGGGAGAAGAAACGCUGAGGACCCAGGACAUCCUGGACGUGAUCGAGAAGGAGGGAGACUCCAUCGCCGUGGUGAUGUUCAGCGGAGUUCAGUACUACACGGGACAGCUGUUCAAUAUGGCCGCCAUCACUGAGGCCGGACACAAGAAGGGCUGUUACGUCGGGUUCGAUUGCGCUCACGCUGCAGGAAACGUGGAGCUGAAGCUGCACGCCUGGGGGGUCGACUUCGCCUGUUGGUGCUCCUAUAAGUACAUUAACUCAGGCGCUGGAGGGAUCGCCGGAGCGUUUAUCCACAAGAAGCAUAAAGACACCAUCAAACCUGCGCUGACGGGCUGGUGGGGACAUGACCUGAACACUCGCUUCCAGAUGAAUAACGUGAUGGAUCUGCAGCCUGGUAUAAGCGGCUUCAGGCUCUCCAACCAGCCCAUCCUGCUGGUCUGCCCUCUACAGGCCAGUUUGGAGGUUUUUAAAAUGACCAGCAUGCAGGCUCUGCGUAAGAAGUCUCUCCUGUUGACGGGCUACCUGGAGUUUCUGAUCCGCCAUUAUUACACCAAAGACCCCGGCCGGCCUCAAAAGCCUCACGUACGCAUCAUCACGCCGUCCGACCCCGAGCAGAGAGGAUGUCAGCUCUCGCUGUCGUUCUCCGUCCCCAUCAGGGAGGUGUUUGACGAGCUGGAGAGGAGGGGCGUCGCUUGCGACAUGAGGGAGCCCAGCGUGCUGCGCAUCGCUCCCGUUCCGAUGUACAACUCCUUCACUGACGUGCAUCGCUUUGUGGAGACGCUCGGAGCAGCUCUCACUGCCACCAGCCAAAAAUGAAUGUUUAUAGUUUCAGCUCAGAAUGCAUUUCACUGCAAAGUCCUCAAAGUGUGCUUUUUGAUGCUGAGAUAUGUUCACUUUAAGGACCAGCAGUGCUGUCGCAGCACGAUCAGUGUUUACAGAUAUUUAACAUGAACAAUAAUGAAGGUUCACAUCAAUAAUGUACAAUAAAGAGAAAUGUACACGUUUCAAGUUUUGAGUCAAUAUUUCCUGGUAGAAGAUUUGUGCUGCUUGAAAUGAACUCAAUCUGUAAAAAAGAGUUUCAGCAUCAAACUGCUAAAGUAUCCUAUAAAGUCAACGUCCGAGUUAAAUCUCACUCACACUGUCAAACCUUUUGUAAUCAAUAAAAGAUUUUUAUAAUUCUUG